CAGCAAUUUCUGUAUUCUCACCUCUGUUAUAUCGUAAGGCGGCUAAACGUGAUACAUACCGGUAGCGUAAAAUACCGCACAAUAAUUCCUGGGGUCGAAAAUGUCUGGGAAAGUCGCCGUACGGUCCGCUAUGACGGACUUCUGGCAGACACAUUCGGACAAAGAUGUUACCAACAAAAGCAUGAUGCUGGAUUCGAACGCUGACGAACUGACAAAAACAGAGGUACCUGAAAUUAUGUCGUACCUUCCCAGUGUGGCCGGCAAGGACUUGAUCGAGCUAGGCGCCGGAAUAGGACGUUACACUAGAGUUCUCGCUGAAUCCGCUAAAUCAGUCGUCUCUGUGGAUUUUAUGGAAAAGUUUGUGGAAAAGAACAGAAAAGAUAACAGUCAUUUUGGAAACGUAGAAUUUAUCUGUGCCGAUGUGACAAAAUUGAAACUUCCUUCCAAUAGCGCUGACAUUCUCUUCUCUAACUGGCUGUUGAUGUACCUAGACGACGAGGAGGUCCGGGGUCUUAUCGGCACCUGCAUCGGUUGGUUGAGGGAAGGAGGAUACAUGUUUUGCCGGGAGUCCUGCUUCCGCCCGUCAGGGAAUAUACCACGUGGUCAAAAUCCGACCAAAUACCGGGACCCCGCAUUAUAUGACGCACUGUUUCGCUCCGUCGUCGUUCAAGAGGCUGGUCGCUCCUAUGGCUUAGAACUUGUCCUCUCUAAAAGUGUCGAUACCUACAUCAAGAAGAAGAACAACAAUGCUCAAGUUGUAUGGCUGCUUCAGAAAGUGCGUAGACAAGAGGGAGACAACAAAGGAUUCGCUACAUUUCAGGAGUUUCUGGACAGUCAGCAGUAUUCAAGAAAUAGCAUUUUGCGGUAUGAAAAAAUCUUUGGACGAACGUUCGUCAGCACCGGAGGACUGGAAACAACAGAGGAAUUCGUGGACAUGCUGAACCUUAAAGAAAACGAACGUGUGUUGGAUGUUGGCUGUGGUAUCGGAGGAAGCGCAUUCUAUAUGGAAAAGAAAUUCGGCUGUUACGUGGUGGCUAUAGAUCUGUCCAGUAACAUGAUAAGUUUGGGUCUUGAGAGAGCCAGAGAAGUCGGAUCUAAGAAAGUUCAGUUUGAAGUCGCUGAUGCAACAAAGCGGGAUUAUGCUCCAGAAGAGUUUGAUGUUAUCUACAGCCGGGACACUAUUCUCCACAUAGAAGACAAACUCUCCUUGUUCAAAAAGUUCUACUCCUUACUGAAGCCUGGUGGUCGAUUGAUGAUAUCGGAUUAUUGCUGUGGAGAAAAAGAGCAUACUGCCGCCUUUAAGGAGUACGUCAAACAGAGAGGUUACUUCCUUAUCAGCCCGGCGCAGUACGGCAAGGAGUUAGAAACCGCUGGGUUUGUGAAUGUCAGAGCUGAAGAUCGGUCGGAACAAUUCAUAGACGUCUUAAAACGAGAACUGGUGAAAUUCGAGAAAAUGAAAGACGAAUUCAUUAGCGAGUUUAGUGUGGAGGAUUACAAUUACAUCGAGAACGGCUGGCGCGAGAAGAUAGAACGCGUCACCGCUCAGGAUCAAAAAUGGGGACUAUUUUACGCGGAGAAACCUUAAACUGCAUAUGGAACCGGGACGACAAAAGCUUCAUUUGAAAAAAAAAACAAAAAAAAAAAAAUGUGUAAAAAAAAUUUUGUACCUCAGAUGAGAGAUUGUCCUUGUUUUAGGGCCUACCCUUUAUUGGUGUGAUGGCUGGACAGGUAGUCUUCGAAGCUGAGGGUUAAUUUUCUGAUCUCGUGACUUUGGACAAGAUACACAUUGCACAUUUUGCCUGGAUUACAUGGCAUGGUGAUGGCACUGGCUUGUGUAUACUGCCAUUCGACAGAGUGCAAACCUUUCUGACGUUUGAUUGUUUGUCUUUUGGCCGAUAGACCUAAGUGAUGUUGGGUUUGACCUUGUUUCUGCAAGUUGAAGUUAAUAUUCAGAGAUCCCACAAUGUCGCUUACUCGUUUGCGCAAACACAUGCGUAUUUUUCAUGUUGAUACCUGUGAUAUUUACUUUCUGAAAAUUAACUUAUAUUUGCGUCGUCAUGAUAAGUUAUCUCCUGUAGACCAUCUCAAACGUCCGUUUCGCCUGAAAUUAUCUCCCUUUGUUACGUUGUGUCGCUUGAGCCGUUCGUGCUCUGGUCAUCAUCAUUCAUUUCUGCUAUUUGUAAAAUUAACUGUUAAAAGAGAAAAAUGUCUGCAUACAUUAUGUAAAUACUGUACAAAAAUAUUUGUCCUCAAAAACCUUCGUUACUUUAUUAAGGUAAAUUACUUUGCUCAGUCUUUGUGGCGAUGUAUGUUUAAAAUGAUAUAUAUUCGUAUGCAAAAUUUAUUUUAUUUAUUGGUGUUUUACGCCGGGAAUAUUCUCGAGAAAAUUUCAUUUAUGGGACGGCGGCCAGCAUUAUGGUGACACGAAAACGGGUAGAGCCCGAGGAAAACCCACGACCAUCCACAGAUUGCUGUCAGACCUUCCCACGUACGGCUGGGGAGGAAGACGGCAUAAUCGUAUACAAAAGAAAAGAAAACAAAUCACAUCAUCAGUAAAUAGCACUUUUAUAUUUUACUGCAAAUUUGUAUAUAAACGUUUGUAACAUCGUUCAUUCAUAUGUAUGUAAGAUGAUUUUGUACAAAAAUUAACAUGACCCUUAUAAUAACUUAUAAAUAUGUCAACAAGAAUGGGAAGGGUUGUCCAUUUCACAUGGACUAUAGAAAGAUUAAAAAAGAGAAAAACAAAGGUGAAAUGUGCUUUGGUGUUAUAAUUUGUGCAUAUUAAAUAUUCCCUGGUGAGGAUUUUUGACAAGUACAGACAUACAUGUUAUUUAUAAACUUGAUCGGUGUUUGACACCAUAUUCAAGAAGUUUUCAGUUAAACCAACGCCGAGUUCAGUGGUGAGGGAAGUGAAGCAAAGCCUUUCACUGACUGAAAUAAGCUAAGGUAUACAUAGAAUUUGUCGGCAUCGUCAUAUAUAUCAAGUUAUCAUGGUACUUGUUGGUGUCAAAACAACUAUAAACGCGCAAGCAUGCAUAGUUCCUAAAUAAGGACAUAAACUCUGUUCGCGCCCAUUUAUUUCAUCAACAUUUCAAAAUCAGGAAAUGACCUGAUUGUAUAUGUACACCAUAGUGUGUGUCCUUUAUAUGUUCAAGGUGCCCUAUAUAGGUAUAGGACUUCCUGUUCAGGCUAUAUUAGACAAAAUUUGCAUCUUCGUUACACAGAAACUGUACAAUGUCUGCAACGAAAGCCACACCGGCCUACGUGCUUCUGUCCCGACGA
Liolophura sinensis is the source of this 3282-nucleotide messenger RNA. RefSeq lists its product as uncharacterized. Gene Ontology annotation, molecular function: S-adenosylmethionine-dependent methyltransferase activity. Bases 101 to 1585 code for a protein of 494 amino acids. NCBI's taxonomy places the organism in Eukaryota, Metazoa, Mollusca, Polyplacophora, Chitonida, Chitonidae. The record is from RefSeq and is a predicted model, not a curated record. The transcript has 12 exons.